This is a messenger RNA of Drosophila ananassae, 967 nucleotides long. RefSeq lists its product as uncharacterized. Gene Ontology annotation, cellular component: transcription regulator complex; nucleus. The coding region runs from base 107 to 718 and encodes 203 amino acids. The record is from RefSeq and is a predicted model, not a curated record. Gene Ontology annotation, biological process: regulation of transcription by RNA polymerase II. NCBI's taxonomy places the organism in Eukaryota, Metazoa, Arthropoda, Insecta, Diptera, Drosophilidae. The transcript is spliced from 2 exons.
UCAUCUCUGACAGUGCGUAUUUUUAAGUUGGUCACACUGUUAAUUUACUUCAAUUUUUUGCAAGCUCUUUUUUUAUUGUCGUAAAUUAUAAAAAAUAUUCAACGAAAUGUCCGACUUUGACUCAAGGCUUAUAGAACUAGUACGUGCUAACCCAAAACUCUACGAAAGAGGCUUGAGGAGCACUCCCUACAAUGCGCAAAAAAAGCAAAAAACCGAAAUCUGGGGCAGCAUCGCCACUUCCUUGAACACCAAUGCGAGCACCUGCAUCGCACACUGGAACAAUCUUAUGACCAAACUACGUCACGAACUGGCCAAGGAAAAGGCGGGGGGCAACGGCUCCGAUUGGAAUCUCCUGCCCCAAUUGCGAUUUGUGAAGCAUAGUCAUCACCACCAUAGAAUCCAACACCGUACGGAGGACGUUGCCCAGCGGUCUCCUAAACCAGAAUCUGUCGUAGGGGAUGUGCACGACGAGGAUGAUCAGCUGCAGGAGGCCAUGGACGAGCAACUGCCGGGGACCACAGUAGCCACUGCAGUGGUUUCUGUCUCAGCGCCGACCUCUGUUCCUGUUCGCGCCGAGUUAAUGAAGAGAAUUGAAGCCCUUCUGGAGGGUCUAGGCCAGGAUAACCGCAUCAAGGCCGAGAAGAGAAUUCUGGCUUACCUUUGCAAGUGCAAUCUUUCUGCCCUGAACGAGGAGCCAAUAGACAACAUAGUUAUAUAGGAAGGACUAUGCUACAGAUAUCAUAGACUACGAAAAACUAAUCCUAGACUGCCAGAGACAAAACAAUCUACCUUUCGCAUUUGUUGACUAUGAGAUCUAUGCAAAUCCUUCCAAAGCAAGCUAAUUUAUGAAUAGUUUUUAAAAAAAUGCACUUAAAUUAUGACAUUUAAACCUCAAUUACAAAUAAGAGAUUUUAAAACUAAAUCAAUCGCUUAAAACGACACAGAAGCGAUUGAUUUGUUGGCCAAA